UCCAGCACCAUGGCUACCCCACGUGCCAGCACCCGCAAUGCCACUACGAUGCCUUCAGGCUUAACAGCCACACAAAAAACACAACCACGAACACAACAGUUAACAACCUUAACAGUGCUAAUGUUAACAAUGCUAACAGUAUUAACACAAAUGCCGGCUCGCAGCACAGCGGCAUCCUUACACGCCACCAAAGAGUCUGCCUUCGCCGCCGCCGCUCCCGCCGCACCAGUAUUGAACACAGCCGGCGCAGACAAUGCGCUAAGCAACAGCCAGCCUGCAGUGCUGCAGCAAAUGUACGACAGCACAGCAAAUGGGCAGCGCGGACGACGAAAACGCUUGCACAAACGUCACAAUGCCAGCAUACGUUUGAGUGAAUUGGCAGGAGCGAGCGAAGCAGAGAUUACGCGCGAAUGGCACAAUUCGUGUGGUGGACAGGAGGUGAUGCCGCGCAGUGAGCGUCCAAUGCAUGCCGGCAAUCACAAAUAUGUGCGGAAACAGUUGGUCGCCUUAACCAAAUCGCUGCGCUAUGAAAAUACGACACUCAAUACGCUGCAUAAAAUCAAUAUCGAGGAUAUGCCCGCAUGGCGGCUGCACAGCAACAAAUACAAAUUUCUGCCUAGUUUGAAUCGCAAUUCUAAAGUCGAACUACGCCGCUGGCAUCGUGACAUGCAAACGUAUGUCGCCUCCUUCAUCGAAUUGGGUGUCAAGCAAUAUCGUUGGGAUCAGGAGAAACGUCAGCAUACAAGUGCGGAAGCAUAUGAAAUCAACUCAUUGGUGCUCAGCUCCAAACGCGAGCUCUGCGAGUUGGAAACUGCGUUCAACGCCACACAUCCAAAAGGCAAAUUGCAAUUCAUAACAGGCGAAGAAAUGCAAAAAAAGUUGAAAUUCUAUUCGAGAGAUGAAAAGCGUGUAGCCGAGCGCGGCGCCGACCCAAUCGAUUUGAGAUAUGCCAAGCAACGCUAUACCAAAUAUAUACGUCAUAUGUUCCAUAUAUUGCGCCACCAGCUGAGAACAAGGCGGGCAGCAGCGAGAGCGUCUUCAAAAUCGAUGGCGUACAGCUAUGAGAACAACAGCCAACAAUGGGCCGCACUUGCGCAGGCGAUAGACUACAGUGCAGGUAGCGAGCAAUCCGCGCAGGGGGCAGAUGAGGCGAACAGCAAUGAAUCGUCAUUGGGAUUGGCAUUGUGA
Molecule: messenger RNA, 1188 nt
Organism: Anastrepha obliqua
Lineage: Eukaryota; Metazoa; Arthropoda; Insecta; Diptera; Tephritidae
Exons: 3
Coding region: 10-1188 (392 amino acids)
Biological process (GO): cell surface receptor signaling pathway via JAK-STAT; embryonic development via the syncytial blastoderm
Source: RefSeq, a predicted model, not a curated record